Messenger RNA from Lolium rigidum, 1885 nucleotides. RefSeq lists its product as uncharacterized. The transcript has 7 exons. NCBI's taxonomy places the organism in Eukaryota, Viridiplantae, Streptophyta, Magnoliopsida, Poales, Poaceae. The record is from RefSeq and is a predicted model, not a curated record. The coding region runs from base 360 to 1211 and encodes 283 amino acids.
AUCCGAAAGACGAUCAAGUUGAUCAGAACCGUACGGUGUAAUCGGAAGAAGAGAGUUCGACACGAUUCGGAAGUUGGUUUGGCUGUACGAACUCGGGCCGCAAGUAAACCCCUGGCACGGGGAGGAGUUCGUGCUCCCAAAGAUUCGCUCUCGAGCUCUUUUCAUUUUCUAUUAUUAUUACGAGUAGCAGUAUUCCCUAGCUUUUCGAUCUCUUUCUUUGUUGGUUUAUUAUAUUCUGUUCCGCGGCGGAGGCCAGAACCUAGAAGCCGCAGCUCUCCCUCCCGGCGCCGCCGUCCCGCUCGCCGGCCGCGAAAAACAGAAACAGGGUAUUUAUGUCCUUUUGUUGACACAAAGAGCCAAUGGCGAGAGGACUGGAUUCAGAUUAUAUCGGUUCUCUUUCACUCAUGGAUGGAUUUGAUAUGAGUAUCAACUUUGAUGGGUUUGGAGAAAAUAUGAAGAAGUUCAUGGAGUUACCGAUUAAGUAUCUUGAUUCUGCUCACGAUAAAGCUGUUGGGCUAGUUGAAGAUAUCCAUGCGUUGAUUUAUGCUCCCUAUCCUGACAAUGAAUUAUCAAACAAAGGCCAGAGGACAUUAAUGGAUCCAUCUAGUAGCAACCCCAUAACUGGAUCUAACCCCACAUUUGCUGAAAUGGAGCAAGCUAACUCUGACGAAGAAGUCUCCAGUUCUCCUUCAUCUCUCCUUACAGCGGAAGAUAGUUCUCUCUGUUCAACUGAUACUGAUGCUCAUGAAACUGAAUCGGUUACAUCUAAAAGUCCAGACUGCUGCACAUCUGAAGACACCAUUUCACUUGAGAGAACUGCUGGCACCAAGGAGAAAAUUAUCUUAUGCAGUUCAGAAAAUCUCCCAGAUAGCUGCACUCCUGAAAAUUGCAAUUCUCUAGUGAGAACUGUGAGCAGCGAGGAUGAAAUUAUUUUAUGGAACCCAGGGAAAUCUUUAAAACCACCACAACCACCUGAACAAGCCACCAUAGUCCAAGAUUAUGCAUCUCAAGAAGCGAAUACAGAGAGAGUCAUCAAGCAAGUUGGAGUUUAUGGUUCAACUUCAGGAAAUACUGAUACAGAACCUUCUGCUUGUGAUGGUGCAGUUCUGUUCACAAUUAUUACAGCAAAUGGUGAAGAGCAAUCAGGAUUAUACAGUACCAACGGCCAUGAAGAAUCAGGAAAGCACGGUUUGUACAUUAUUUACUCUUGAAAUGUGUGCACAAGACUCUAAUUUGCUUUUGCAGUAUUUAAAUCCGCUUCCAGCAGAAUGCAAAUAAUUAAAUUAUUCUGAAUCUAAUAACUUAUACAGAGAAUAAUAUAAUGCUUCUGUGUGCUAAAUAGGUAACAUAAUGAUUUUUUCUGGUGAGACUAGUUCACAUUACUUGAGCGCAGAUGUGUUCAGUGGUGCUGAAGAUCCUAAUAUGUUAGCUGACGAGAUCACAGAUUUUGUUGAUAUAGACCUCCGGGGUGGCCAGGUGUUGAUGAAAUAUGAUAAAGCAGAGGCAUCCUUGGUUCCUCAGCCAAAGAACAGAUCAUUCAAGAAAGUAUUGAUGAGGAGUUUGUCGAAUAAACUCCGGUGGUCAAAGAAGGAUAUGAAUGUGCAUCAAGUGGUCCCCAUUAGACCACAUAAAGGAGUAAAUGCUUGCUAUGAAGUAGUCUCUUCAUCAGAUGAUCUGGAGGAUGAUUGGGAACUCUUGUAAAUAUGCAAGAAAUGUCUCUGCUACAGGGAUAAUGUAUAACUAAAGAGGAUGGAAACGUGGGGUUUGUAUCUUGGCACUAUCUAUCACUGUACCGGCAUAACUGUAAAUCUCGUUGAGCUUGUGUAAUUAUGUAAAGCCCUUCAAAAUUUUCCUUCAUGACCUGAUAAUCUACUAACAUUUCUUA